Messenger RNA from Scheffersomyces coipomensis, 1193 nucleotides. Its product is annotated as putative GTPase. Gene Ontology annotation, cellular component: cytoplasm. Lineage: Eukaryota; Fungi; Ascomycota; Pichiomycetes; Serinales; Debaryomycetaceae. Gene Ontology annotation, molecular function: GTPase activity. The record is from RefSeq and is a predicted model, not a curated record. The transcript has a single exon. The coding region runs from base 40 to 1074 and encodes 344 amino acids.
GGGUUUAAUAUACUAAAAUUUCCUUUAAAUCAAAGGAUAAUGUUUGGUCAGAUUGUUAUUGGUCCUCCUGGUUCUGGGAAAUCGACAUAUUGUUAUGGAGAAUACCAGUUUUUAAAUGCCAUAGGUCGUAAACUGGCUAUAAUAAAUUUAGAUCCUGCCAAUGAUAGAUUACCUUACGAUGAAGAUGUUGCAUUAGAUAUUCGAGAUUAUAUUACCCUUGAAGAAAUCAUGGAAGAGUUGAAUUUAGGACCAAAUGGGGGAUUGAUGUAUGCUUUAGAGAAUCUUGAUGAAGCUGGAAUUGACGAUUUCAUUGCUCAAGUUGAUAAAUUAGUCGAAGAUCAAAAUUAUUUAAUAUUCGAUUGUCCUGGUCAAGUUGAAUUAUUCACUCAUCAUAACUCACUUUAUAAGAUUUUCAAGAAAUUAAUUAAAGUUAAAAAGUUAAGACUUUGUGUGGUAUCUCUUGUUGAUUCCCUUUAUUUAACAAGUCCUUCUCAAUAUAUUUCUAUCUUAUUAUUAAGUUUAAGAUCAAUGUUACAAUUAGACAUGCCCCAUAUAAAUGUUAUAAGUAAAAUUGAUAUGCUUAGACAAUAUGGUGAAUUACCAUUUCGUCUCGAUUAUUAUACUGAAGUUCAAGAUUUAUCUUAUUUAACUCCAUAUUUGGAAAAAGAAUCAAAUUCCAUAUUGGGGAAGAAUUAUGUCAGAUUGACUGAAUUAAUUGGUGAAUUAGUGGAAGAUUUCAAUUUAGUAUCAUUUGAAGUCUUAAGUGUUGAAAAUAAAAGAUGUAUGAUUAAUUUAUUACUGGUAAUAGAUAAAGCUAAUGGUUAUAGUUUUGGUAGUGAAAUUGGUGGUGAUACUAUAUGGAGUGAAGCAACUAGACAAGGUGGUCUUGCAUAUCAAGAUAUAGAUAUUCAUGAAAGAUGGAUUGAAUAUAAGGAUGAAUAUGACAAAAAGGAAAGAGAAGAAGAUGACGAGUUAAAGAAUGAACAAGAUCCCCAAUCUGGAGAUGUCCCUUUAACUGAAGAUGAAGAAUACGAACUUGCCUUGAAACAAUGGGAUGAAGAGCAAGCAAGGUAGAAAUUAAUUCAUGUACAUAAAUUAAAUAUUAACUAAAAUUGUAUUAUAUUAUAUUAUACUAUAUAUAGAGAGGUAUUUGGGAUAGGUUAUUUAAUAAAAAGCUAUAUUAAUAUUAGAAU